Messenger RNA from Aricia agestis (brown argus), 1060 nucleotides. RefSeq names its product ribonuclease H2 subunit A. The record is from RefSeq and is a predicted model, not a curated record. NCBI's taxonomy places the organism in Eukaryota, Metazoa, Arthropoda, Insecta, Lepidoptera, Lycaenidae. The transcript is spliced from 5 exons. Gene Ontology annotation, cellular component: ribonuclease H2 complex. The coding region runs from base 82 to 1020 and encodes 312 amino acids. Gene Ontology annotation, biological process: DNA replication, removal of RNA primer; mismatch repair. Gene Ontology annotation, molecular function: RNA-DNA hybrid ribonuclease activity; RNA binding.
GAUAUUACUCAUUUAUAUAUCGUAAUUUCUUGUUUAUUACUAUUUAAUGAACUAUUAUUUACGUAUACCAGUCUACCAAUUAUGGAUUCAUUGAUGACUUUAGAAAGCUUUAUCGAAAAUCAAUGUAACUCAAGAAAUUUCAUAAAUGCAUCUCCUGUGCCUAGUGUUUGUUCUUCAGAACCUUGUAUGUUAGGAGUAGAUGAAGCUGGACGAGGCCCUGUAUUAGGGCCAAUGGUAUAUGGUAUUGCAUAUUGUCCAUUAGAUAAAAAGGAACUCUUACAGUCAUUGGGCUGUGCAGAUUCAAAGGCUUUAACAGAAGAAAAGAGAGAUGAAAUAUUACUGAAUAUUUUUACUCAGGAUGAUGCUAAGGAAAAUUUGGGUUGGGCUGCUGAAGUUAUAUCACCAAAUUAUAUAUCAAAUUCUAUGUAUAGAAGAGCCAAGCAUUCUUUAAAUGAGGUUUCAAUGAAUUCAGCUAUAGGUUUGAUAAAAAUGGCAAUAGAGAAAGGUGCCAAUAUAAAAGAGGUUUACGUGGACACUGUGGGACCACCUGAGAAGUACCAGGCAAAAUUGACUGAAAUAUUCCCUGAUAUUAAAAUAACUGUGGCAAAAAAGGCUGACUCCAUCUACCCUAUUGUAUCAGCAGCCAGUAUUGUGGCAAAAGUUACCCGGGAUCAUGCAUUAAAAGUUUGGAAAUUCAAAGAAGGACUUGACCUCAAGCAAAGUGAUUUUGGAAGUGGCUACCCUGGAGAUCCCACCACAAAGAAAUUCCUCAGAGAAAACAUAGAUCAUGUUUUUGGUUAUCCACUUCUUGUGAGGUUUAGUUGGUCGACCGCUGAGUCCUUAUUACAAGAGAAGGCGGCCUCCUGCGACUUCGAGGACAUCGAUGAACCGACUAAUAAAAAGGCAGCUGGUACCAAGUCGAUCAGUUCAUUUUUCUCGCCCAAAAAUGGGGAGGUGAAACGGAAGAAACACAAGUUUUUUGAAGAAAGGUUAUUGAGUAUGGAGAAUGCUUUUAACUGAAAUCAAGUUAGUUAUUUUCUUAUUAAAUAUUUUCAAAGUA